Messenger RNA from Salvia miltiorrhiza (redroot sage), 795 nucleotides. RefSeq names its product probable ubiquitin receptor RAD23. Gene Ontology annotation, molecular function: proteasome binding; polyubiquitin modification-dependent protein binding; ubiquitin binding. The record is from RefSeq and is a predicted model, not a curated record. Gene Ontology annotation, cellular component: nucleoplasm; cytosol. Gene Ontology annotation, biological process: proteasome-mediated ubiquitin-dependent protein catabolic process. The coding region runs from base 227 to 499 and encodes 90 amino acids. The transcript is spliced from 4 exons. NCBI's taxonomy places the organism in Eukaryota, Viridiplantae, Streptophyta, Magnoliopsida, Lamiales, Lamiaceae.
AAUUAUACUUUUAUAACGAUAAAAAUACUCAAUCAUAUAAAAGAGCUAUAUGGGGUUGGGCUAGAAUUAAUUUAUGUGGACAUGGAUAGAUUAUGACAGGACAGUAAAUGGAUCAAAUUGGCAUGCAUAACACUGUUGGUAAUGAUCUUUAUUGCAUGAGAAAUCUCUAGUUUCCACGUGAAAUUGAUUACAUUGCUACUAAAAUUUCCUAUUUGGAUUUGCUCGAAUGCUGAUCUUUCUUCCCGAAGCGGUUGAAGAUGUGAAAACGAUCAUUGAAAGUAAUCAAGGAGAAAAUGUCUAUCCUGCUUCUCAACAAAUGAUUAUCUAUCAGGGGAAGGUUCUUAAAGACGGCACAGCACUAGAAGAAAAUAAAGUUGCUGAAAGUAGUUUUGUUGUUAUCAUGGUGAGCAAGAGCAAAGUAUCUCCAGCCGAAGGGUCAACAACAUCAAGUGCACCUGCUGUGAAGACCAGGCACUAUCAAAUGGAACUCUUGGAGUGAAGUGACCCGGGUUCGAUCCCUCUUGGGAGCGAAUUGGAGAUUGGAGAUAUAAGGUGGAUUUUGGUGAAUGGAGAGAUAAGGUGGUUCUUGGAGUGGAUGGGAAACUAAUUACUAACAUCUAACAUGACUUUGCCCGAUCAAAAAAAAAAAAUGGAACUCUUGAUUUGAUUUCUAGAAAAAUGCUUUCUAGAUAUGACACUUUGAUGGUUAUGGUGUCUUGCUUGCAUUGCCUUGACAAUUUUGAAAUUAAUUCCCUGGAAUCACAGUAUAUGAAGUUGGUUGAGCUUGUUUUCUUC